AUUUUUAUUGGUGAGAUAUCCAUGUAUUUCAUAAAAUCAACCCGAGAAACCCUUAUUAUCCAAGAGAAAACUAUUUUGACUGGAGAGUGCUGUUACCUGAACCCACUGCUUCGAAGAAUAAUACGUUUUAUAGGAGUGUUUGCAUUUGGACUUUUUGCCACUGACAUAUUUGUAAAUGCUGGUCAGGUUGUGACUGGGAACUUGGCUCCCUACUUCCUGACUGUAUGUAAACCCAACUACACUGGAAAUGACUGUCGAGCCCACCACCAGUUCAUAAACAACGGCAACAUCUGCACUGGGGAUGUGGGGGUGAUUGAAAAGGCAAGGAGAUCCUUUCCAUCCAAACAUGCUGCUUUGAGCAUCUACUCAGCUUUAUAUGCCACGAUGUACAUCACAAGCACAAUUAAAACAAAGAGUAGCAGGUUAGCCAAACCUGUGCUGUGUCUGGGUACCCUCUGUGCUGCAUUCCUCACUGGGCUAAAUCGAGUUUCUGAAUAUCGAAACCACUGUUCGGACGUGAUCGCAGGCUUCAUCUUGGGCAGUGCUGUAGCUUUGUUUCUGGGGAUAUGUGUUGUCCAUAACUUUAAAGGCACUCAUGGAGCUCCUUCUAAACCGAAGCCUGAAGGAAUGCCGCUAAUGGCUUUUCCAAGAGUGGAAAGUCCUCUGGAGACAUUGAGUGCACAGAAUCACUCUGCCUCUAUGACGGAAGUAACCUGA
Messenger RNA from Nestor notabilis (Kea), 717 nucleotides. It is a transcript of the gene PLPPR1, whose product is annotated as lipid phosphate phosphatase-related protein type 1. The transcript is spliced from 6 exons. Gene Ontology annotation, biological process: signal transduction; phospholipid dephosphorylation; phospholipid metabolic process. The record is from RefSeq and is a predicted model, not a curated record. Gene Ontology annotation, molecular function: phosphatidate phosphatase activity. NCBI's taxonomy places the organism in Eukaryota, Metazoa, Chordata, Aves, Psittaciformes, Psittacidae. The annotation marks the transcript as partial.